This is a messenger RNA of Ictalurus punctatus (channel catfish), 3749 nucleotides long. RefSeq names its product YME1-like 1a (gene yme1l1a). The coding region runs from base 125 to 2305 and encodes 726 amino acids. The transcript is spliced from 18 exons. The record is from RefSeq and is a predicted model, not a curated record. Lineage: Eukaryota; Metazoa; Chordata; Actinopteri; Siluriformes; Ictaluridae. Gene Ontology annotation, molecular function: ATP hydrolysis activity; ATP binding; metalloendopeptidase activity. Gene Ontology annotation, biological process: mitochondrion organization; protein quality control for misfolded or incompletely synthesized proteins. Gene Ontology annotation, cellular component: mitochondrial inner membrane.
CUGGCAACGCUGACCGAGGCUAGUUUCCUAGCUAGCUAGUUUAAAGGGGAAAACAAAAGGACAGAGGAUUGAUUUUUUUUCUUCCGCUGAAUGUUUUGGAGAUCUUCUCCAUUGUUUGUGAACAAUGUUCUCCCUAACCACAUCUUUCCAGCCUCAGGUAACCGUGCCUCUGAGCCAUAUUAUUAAUGCUGUGCACUCACUGAAAGCGUCAGCCAGCUCCACUGCCAGUGCUGCAGUUCAGAGUCUACACAGAGAGCUUUCAGCUGAUCAGCACAUACUGUCCAACAGCCCUGACACACAGCUUAAGCAAAUCCAUAAAGACCUGGGGAUCUCAGAGCUGAGGCUAAGUGGAGUUAAUGAGCUAUUAAACAGGCUGCUGCCCACACCAGCUCCCACAGAGAGCUCAGACCUUAGGGUCUGUCUUCGAUCUUCAAGAUGGAGAACGUCGCACAUUUCCACAGAUUCCUUCUAUCACAACAAACAUGGUUUCUCUCAGAGAAUGCCAGGACUCUUUGGUUAUCCAAUAUUCCAUAGACAAAACUCCCGUCCUCUUCAGGUUCUUUGCUCAGAUCUUCAGCACUUGCAAGGUUGGGUCCAAAGCCGAGGUUUUAAGACUCUGAGGUCCAAGACCAGGCGCCUUCAGACCAGCUAUGAAAGUCCAGCAGAAUCAGAGAGCUAUACCCCAAUAUUUAUGAAGGGUCUUCUCUUGAGGGAUAAAGCAGAUGCUGAGAGCCUUGACCAGUUAAUAAAACAGAGGAAUCUUCCAGAAAACCAGCAAGAUGCCUUUAAGACUGGUUUUACAGAGGGCUUCAUGAAAUCUCAAGCCCUAAUGCAGAAGACACAAGAGUCACUUAAGAGGACUCGUCUGAUUUUGCUUGUCCUCCUGCUUGUUGGUAUCUAUGGUUUGUCAAGAACACCAUUUCUCUCAGUCCGAUUCCGUACUACAUCUGGCCUGGAUGCCGCGCUGGAUCCGGUCCAAAUGAAGAACGUCACCUUUGAGCAUGUGAAAGGUGUUGAGGAGGCAAAAAGUGAGCUUCAAGACAUUGUUGAGUUCUUGAGGAAUCCACAGAAAUUCACUGCACUUGGUGGAAAGUUACCCAAAGGAGUGCUCUUGGUCGGUCCUCCUGGUACUGGAAAGACUCUGCUUGCCAGAGCUGUGGCAGGGGAGGCAGAUGUGCCAUUCUACUAUGCGUCCGGGUCGGAGUUUGAUGAGAUGUUUGUGGGUGUUGGAGCAAGUCGCAUCAGGAACCUGUUCAAAGAGGCGAAAGCUAAUGCCCCCUGUGUGAUCUUUAUUGAUGAGUUGGACAGUGUGGGUGGAAAGCGGAUUGAGUCACCCAUGCAUCCAUAUUCGCGUCAGACCAUUAACCAGCUCCUUGCAGAAAUGGAUGGGUUUAAACCAAACGAAGGGGUUAUUGUUAUUGGGGCAACAAAUUUUGCAGAAGCUUUGGACAAUGCUCUUGUGAGACCUGGGAGGUUUGACAUGCAAGUCACAGUCCCCAGACCCGAUGUAAAAGGACGCACUGAGAUCCUCAACUGGUAUCUGAAGAAAAUCAAAGUGGACCCUGAUGUGGAUGCAGAAAUUAUUGCGAGGGGAACAGUGGGCUUUUCUGGAGCAGAGCUGGAGAACUUGGUGAAUCAGGCUGCGCUAAAGGCUGCUGUAGAUGGAAAGGAGAUGGUGACAAUAAAGGAACUGGAGUUUGCUAAAGACAAGAUCCUAAUGGGCCCAGAGCGCAGGAGUGUGGAGAUCGACAAGAAAAACAAGACAAUCACAGCAUAUCAUGAAUCUGGGCACGCUAUUGUGGCAUAUUAUACUAAAGACGCCAUGCCCAUAAAUAAAGCUACUAUCAUGCCACGAGGACCCACCCUUGGUCAUGUGUCUAUGCUCCCAGAAAACGAUCGGUGGAGUGAGACUCGUGCUCAACUGUUGGCUCAGAUGGAUGUCAGCAUGGGCGGCAGGGUGGCAGAAGAGCUCAUCUUUGGGGAUGAAAACAUCACUACAGGAGCAUCAAGUGAUUUUGAUGGAGCCACUAAGAUUGCAAAGUUGAUGGUUACACGCUUUGGUAUGAGUGACAAGCUGGGUGUCAUGACGUACUCGGACCUGUCCAAACAUAGCCCAGAAACACAAGCUGCUGUUGACCAGGAAGUCAGAAUGCUGCUACAGGAUUCAUAUGAGCGUGCUAAGAAACUCCUCAAGACAUACAGCAAAGAGCACAAAAAGCUGGCAGAUGCUCUGCUCACUUAUGAGACUCUGGAUGCAAAAGAAAUUCAGAUGGUUCUGGAGGGCAAAUCAAUAGAGCCCAGAUGAUAUUGAUCUCAAUAAUGUCAAAAAGAGCUGAAGAUGUUCAUUCAUAUUCAUUUAAACGAAGGUGAUUGAAUGAGGAAGGACGCUAAUAUAAUGUUCAAGUCUUCCACUGUCCUCAGUCAGCAGAAACAAAUAUACUGAGAAAUGUUCUAUUUAAUUUUGAGUUCUAUAAUGUUCCUUUACUGGAAGGCCAACCCGAUUUUAAAGACACCUUCAUAGAGCUAUUUGGACUAUUCUAAUUUCCCAAGCCAAAGUUUUUUUGUUGUGUGUUUUUUUUAUUUUAUUUUAUUUUUUUUUUAAAUGCCCACAGUUUCAAUUUCUUUGUAGCCUUUAUGUACUAUCUCGGUUUAUGUAUUUCCACUUUCGUAAAACAGCUACUCUUCUGACAAAUGAGCUCUGCAUUGCAUAUUGGAAAGUAGUGCUCAAUGAACCUUCUUGACGAUCCUGUGUGUGCAGAAAGGCAUGGUUACCCCAUUUUACCUUUUGCACUUUCCAUUCACUGUUACAAGUCCUGUAAAACAGAGUGAAAAUAAGAAUGCAAGUUUUGCCCUCAAGCCAUGAAUGACACAGAAACUGACUUCUAUAUUUCAGUAGAGCCAUUAAACUUAUUAGAUCUUAUUGAUCUAAUUUAAUAGCAUCACAUGGCUAUACUAUGAUAGUCUGUUAAUGGAAGCAAAGCACAUUGCUGGUAAAGAUAAUAUUAAUAAUUAUCUUUCAUUUCACUAUAGUCUUUCUGGAUGAAAUGAAGCUGCAACUUGAAAAUAUUUCACAUUUUUAAAAAAUUGGUUUGCAAAAGAAUUGUGACCUCAGUUAUAGUGUACUUCAAGUUAUCCGUGACUCUGGUGGACUGGCUCAUACCAGCUGAAUAUUUUGUGUCCUGUUGGACAAACUGAAUGAAUGAUUCAGACUGCAUCUCUCACCUCAUUAAAUACAAACCAAGAAUGUAACAUCAGUAUUACUUCAAUAAUAGGCUAAAGGUCUAAGUAUUGGUUUCUUUAAGGAGCAAUACUUUCUUUGAAACUUUUUAGGAAAAUGAGGACGCCAUUUAUAUUGUGAAUACUGGUCCUAUUUUCCAAGAAGACAUUUUUCCUGCAAAAAAGUGAUGAACAUUGACAAAGUUGCAGGAUUAUGUACCAAAAGUUUUCUUUUGUCUUUUAUAUCAGCUGUUGGAUUAUUUAGUUGUAUGAACAAAUCUGAUUUUACAAACUAAUAGGCCUAUUUAUUUGUCUGUUAGUUUGACAUGGUGCUGAUGGUAGUCAUCUGUAUUUGCCUGAUUAAUUGUGGCCAGAUUUAUGGCUGCUAAAGGAGCUGUGAUGACAACCCUGUAUAUAAGAGUCUAUGUAAUGUCUGUGUCUGCUUUGUGAAUUAGUCCUCAUUGAGAAUUAUUUGCCUAGUUAAAAAUGAGCAAUGGUGAAUACCUAAUAAAGUAUGCUGGAAAUGGUCAAAA